AUGUCUCAACAAUCCAACUCUUCUCCUUCCAAGAACAUGCCUUAUUCUCCUAGCGCUGAACCAAGCAACCCUAACAGAGAAGAUCCUGUUGCUGACUCUGUGAAUACCCCACAUGCAAGAAGACCUAAAGAAACUGUAUCAGGCUUCUCCUCAUCCAUCGUUCUUGAGGAACGAACCAAAGAAGGUUCUAGGUAUGUUCACAAUGCCAUUGCCACUAUAGUGACUGGAAUACUGUCUGGAAAUCAUGAGGUCCCUGGGGUUUCCAUUCCCUUAAACAUUAUUGAACCUGAUAGUGUUGUUGAUCAAGAAAAUACUGAGUCUUUAGGAAAGAAUAUUUCUGAUGAUGUUGAGCAAACCGAUGCCCAUAAGGAGUCAAAUGUUGACAAACCCUUAGAUAAUGUGGCUGGUGAGGAAGUUCAUGUCACUCAUGAUGUCAGUGACAACCCUAACUGUGAGGCUGAAACAGUAGACUUGGAGGAAUUUUCUGAUAAUGAGUUGUUGUCCUCUGUCCUCCCUAGCAUAGCCAAAAGGGUUAGGACUAAGAGAGAAAAGAAAACUGUGGCUCAAAGGUCCCCCAGAAAGAAGAUUGAUGUUCCAACCUCUUCCAAGACAACGGUGGCAGUUGAGAGUUCCCUCAAGAGGAAAGUUCAUGGUCCAACCAAAUCUUGGAGCAAAGUGAAGAGGCUGGCUUUGGAAAGGGAAUUAGCUCAGAAUAUCCUAGACUGUAAGGAUAUUAUGGAUCUUAUUCAAGAGGCUGGUUUAAUGAAGACUGUGACUCAGUUUCCAAAGUGCUAUGAGAUGUUGGUAAAGGAAUUUAUUGUUAAUUUGUCUGAAGAAUGUGCUGAUGGCAAGUCUAAGGAAUUCAGGAAAGUGUAUGUGAGAGGCAAGUGUGUAAAUUUCUCUCCUUCAGUGAUCAAUAAGUAUUUGGGAAGGCCUGAUGAAGCUCAACCUGAGCUUGAAGUGACUGACAACAAAAUCUGUCAAGUCAUCACUGCUAAUCAGGUAAGAAAGUGGCCUCUCAAAGGAAAAUUGGUGGCAAGUAAACUGAGUGUCAAGUAUGCAAUGCUGCACAAGAUUGGAGCUGCUAACUGGGUGCCCACCAAUCAUAAAUCUACAGUUGCUGUAAUGCUUGGAAAGUUUAUAUAUGAUGUUGGAACCAAAGCCAAAUUUGACUAUGGCUCCUAUAUUUUUGAUCAAACUUUGAAGCAUGCAGGAAGCUUCAGUGUGAAGGGUCCUAUAGCCUUUCCUUCUCUCAUCUGUGGUAUUGUUUUGAAUCAGUUUCCAAACAUCUUAACUGAGAAUGAUUCUGUGAAGAAAAGCGACAGCCAUAUGUCUUUCAAUCAUAAGUUGUUCCUAGGUACCCAUGUCUCUGACAUUGUCAUGACAUCAGGUGAGACAUCACGUGUAAGCAAUCAGCCAGGUAAAGCUGCUGUCAUUGCAAUGCUCAAAGAAACCUGCAGGGAAUUAGAGGCAAGGAAGCUGAACUUGGAAAAAUUGAUUAGCUAUUUGGAGAUGACUGAAGGUGAUGUGCUAGCUGAUGGUGGAGAAUUUGGUGAAGUUGUUGAUGUUGCAGAAGAAGCUGAAAGGCAAGGUGAAGAGGGAGAAGCAGAUGCCAGUCCUGAUGAUGGCACAUAUGAUGAUGCUGACUCUGAGUCAGAUGACUAG
Molecule: messenger RNA, 1665 nt
Organism: Lathyrus oleraceus (garden pea)
Lineage: Eukaryota; Viridiplantae; Streptophyta; Magnoliopsida; Fabales; Fabaceae
Exons: 2
Coding region: 1-1665 (554 amino acids)
Source: RefSeq, a predicted model, not a curated record